Messenger RNA from Auanema sp. JU1783, 2037 nucleotides. The record is from the annotation of a GenBank genome assembly. Lineage: Eukaryota; Metazoa; Nematoda; Chromadorea; Rhabditida; Rhabditidae.
AUGGUCGGUGUCAGAGAUUCGUCAAGUCCGCCUAGAAGAGGAUCGCCAAGCGAUGUCUUCUCACAAGAUAUCAAUGAUAUCCAUAAGAGGCGUUCUGAUCGGAACGAAGGAUGUACCCGAACGAUUGCAAUUCUGUGUGCCAUUCUGGCAACAGUCUUUCUUCUGUCAACAAUAGCUCUGGCCAUUGUGGUAGGAAUCAAGUACAAUGAGGACAAAAAUACAUCUGAAGUUUCCAGCACAGCGGCACCAUCUACCUUGCAAGAGAAUCGGAGUUCUGGACCCAGUCUGAUCUACAAUCCAAAUGAGAAUAAUCCAUUCCGUGAUGAUCGUCCAUCUCUGGGAGACAGUUGGCCAUUGCCAUCUGGAAGUCUGUAUGCUCACUAUAGAAAAGCUUCUGUCGCUUCUGAUCAUGGAUUAUGUUCGGAAAUCGGAAGAGAUGUGUUAAUCGAAGGUGGAAACGCCGUUGAUGCCAUGAUUGCAACCCUUACAUGCAUCGGUGUAGUUAAUCCUCAAUCUAGUGGAUUAGGAGGGGGAUUCCUUAUGACUCUAUACAACGAAACAACUGGUCGUUGCUUAACUAUCGAUGCCAGAGAAUCCGCUCCCGCUGCUGCUACAGAGGACAUGUUCCUUAAGCUACCCAAGGAUUCUAGCGUUUUCGGUUAUAAGUCGAUUGCCACACCUUCUGAGUUACAUGGAUAUUGGACCGUUUUCGAGAAGUUCGGUUCCAGAAAAGUUUCUUGGUCGAGACUCUUGGAGCCAUCCAUCAAACUAGCCAACGAAGGUUUCCCCGUUUCUUCAAACUUGGCUAUGGUAUUGAGUGAUAAGGAAUCUAUGAUCCAAGCUGAACCUACCAUGAAGGAUCUUUUCGUUGACUCAGCAACUGGAAGGGUCUACGAGGAAGGUGAUAUAUUAAAACGACCAACUCUCGGGUUCACUUUACAAAUGUUGGCCAAUGAAUCUGAUCCAUUAGCAUUAUUCUACACCGGAGGAAUGGCUCAACAGAUUAUCGGAGAGAUGAGUAAUGCUGGCGGUUUAUUAACUAAAGAAGACUUGGCUAACUACAAGACCAGAAUUAUUGAGAAUCCUUUAGUUGCUGGAUUACCCGGUGGAUUAGAGAUGUGUGGACCUCCACCUCCAUCUUCAUUUGCUAUCACACAGAGUAUCAUUGCCGUUAUGGCUGAAUUCUAUGAUGGCUCUCCAGUUGAUCUGAAUGAUCCUCUAGUAUAUCAUCGUCUGAUCGAAGCUGAGAAGUUCGCAUAUGCCCAGAGAACCAAAUUAGGAGACUUGGAUUUCGUUGAAUCUGCCAAAACUUUAGUCGCUAAUAUGACCAAUAAUGAUUACGCUAAAUGGAUCAAGUCCAUGAUCAAGGAAACUGGCCAACCACUCGAAUACUACUUGGGAGACCUCACUACUCAGCUUUCUCUUUCACUAGACAAAGUACCUGACCAUGGCACAUCACAUGUCUCAAUCAUCGAUGAAAAUGGAAAUGCUGUCUCAUCCACCUCCACUAUCAACCAGAUAUUCGGGUCUAUGCGUGUCUCAACCGAAUUAGGAAUCAUUUGGAAUGAUGAAAUGGACGACUUCUCAACCCCUGGUCAAUCUAAUGCUUUUGGAUUCGCUCCAUCUGAAUCAAACUUCAUUGCCCCAGGCAAACGUCCAAUGAGCAGUAUGAGUCCAAUGGUUAUUUAUAACAAGAACGAUAAUAAGGUUGCCAUGGUUGCCGGAGCUUCGGGAGGAUCCUUCAUCAUCUCAGCCACGGCUCAAGCUGUUGUCAGAUCUCUUCUCUUCAAUCAAACUGUCAAAGAAGCCAUCGAUGCUCCCAGAAUCCAUAACCAAUAUUUGCCUUUUAUCACUCAAUUCGAGCAUACUGUUCCAAAGAGAAUUGUCGACGCUCUCACCAAUGAUUUCAAGCAGAACAUGAGCGCUGUUGUGAAGCAGAAGUCUGUUGUUCAAGCCUUGGAAGUUCAACCAGACGGUUUCAUCCAUGGAAACAGUGACUUCCGUCGUCAAACAGCUACAUAUCCAGCUGGCUUCUAA